AUGAAGUUUCAGGCCAUCUUUUCCUUGGCUGGUCUUCUCAGCAUUUGCGCUUGUGCUCCUAUCUAUCAGCCACAAAUUGGAAUAAUCGCAAGUAACAGCAACGAGGUUUUGCGUCUCAAUGGACUAACUCUGGCAGGUGUUGGUUUAGGUCCAGCACAGGGAACUGCAUUCUUUCCUCCCUUCCUGGUCCAGCAGCAGCCCCCACAAGUGCUCAACUUUAACCCUGCGAUGCAAGGACCCUUCCUGCCUCCUCAAAUCAACCAGCUGAACCCGGCACAAUUGCCCCCAUUGCAGCAGGAGCAGCCCAUACCUGGCAUCCUCCCCAACAACGGCUUACCAGCACAGAACCUCCCCCCGGGCUUUCCAUACUUCCUGACUAAUCUAUAUCCUCUGAGGAACACUCCUGUAAGAUUUACACCAAACCAGAAUGCUGGCCCAAGUGUUCGAAUCCAGGACAACAUGCAGCCGAUGCAGCCGAUGCAGCCGAUGCAGCCAGUGCAACCAAUCCAACCAAUCCAACCACUCCAGAGCAGGGUGAAGACAGACCCGAAGGUAACGUCUGCUCCUGAUUACCGUGGUGAUCGGCCUGGUCCUGGAACUGGAGAGGGCCAUCCUGGGUUCCCGUUGUUUGAGCCAUAG
This is a messenger RNA of Puntigrus tetrazona (Sumatra barb), 639 nucleotides long. RefSeq names its product odontogenic, ameloblast associated (gene odam). The transcript is spliced from 7 exons. Lineage: Eukaryota; Metazoa; Chordata; Actinopteri; Cypriniformes; Cyprinidae. Bases 1 to 639 code for a protein of 212 amino acids. The record is from RefSeq and is a predicted model, not a curated record.